UGAUCGUAGUGCUCGGUGGUGUAACGAAACAUGCGCUGUACACUGCUGUCGAUCGGAUUUGGUCAAAACAAUGAUUCAACAAACGAAAAUGCGGCUUUGAACGAUUUGCAGCAUCAUAGUGAACGUUGACCGCUAUCGCCCAUGCAUCCCAUGUCGGGUGCUUAUCAGCCAUAGCCCUAGCGCCGUUAUCAGAGAUUACAUAUCGCCCUGUCCCGGGGCUCUCCGUUCGCUACGCUUCGAGGCCUUUCGCGUGCGUAAUAAUAAUCGUCCGUAGUCAAGCACAGUGCAGCAUGGAACCGCAUCUACGGCUCGUAACUGGAUCCAUCGAUCGCGUUUUCACGGGACGGCAACCGUGGCAAAUCGUGGCCAUCACGACGACCACCGUCCUGAGUGCCGUCUGGCUGUGUCAGGUGUUGUUCCAGGAUGAGAGCCUGUACAGCCGUGCGAAGAAGAAGGUGUUCAAGCUGGCCCGCCUCAUACCGCAGGUGCGUCGCCGAGUGGAGGAAGAGAUCGACAAGAUCAACGAUGGGUUCGUGAAGGACAUUAGCCAGAAGGGUGCGUACUACACCGAGCUGCCAGGCGAUGGGCUAUCCCCGGAGGCCAUCAUUGCCAAAGUGGACGAAUAUCUCGAGCUGGGACACUACCGAUGGAAGGAGGGUUACAUCUCCGGUGCCGUGUACUACUACAACCCGGAACUUAUCAAACUGGUGACGAGUGUGUACGGUAAGGCGUCCUACACGAAUCCACUCCAUCCGGAUGUGUUCCCGGGUGUGUGCAAAAUGGAGGCGGAAGUCGUUCGCAUGACGGCUACACUGUUUCAAGGCGGAGCAAGCGCUUGCGGUACCAUGACGACGGGUGGUACGGAAUCGAUCAUGAUGGCCUGCAAAGCGUAUCGAGAUUAUGCGCGCGAAACGCGUGGAGUGACGACACCGAACAUGGUGCUCCCCGUGACGGCCCAUACGGGGUUCGAUAAGGCGGCCCAGUACCUGAACAUCUUCUCAAAGGUGGUACCGGUCGAUCCGGUCACGACGGCCGUGGACAUACGUGCGAUGGAGCGUGCCAUCAAUCGCAACACCGUAAUGCUCGUCGGUUCGGCGCCAAAUUUCCCGUACGGUACGAUGGACGACAUCGAGGCGAUCGCUGCUCUGGGCCGCAAGUACAACAUUCCCGUACACGUCGACGCCUGUCUCGGUGGGUUCCUGAUUGUGUUCAUGAAGCGUGCCGGCUAUCCGGUGCCUCCGUUUGACUUCCGUGUUCCCGGAGUGACGAGCAUUUCGGCCGAUACGCACAAGUACGGCUACACACCGAAGGGUUCGUCGGUGGUGCUCUACUCGGAGAAGAAGUACCGACACCAUCAGUACACGGUGACGACCGAUUGGCCAGGCGGUGUUUAUGGGUCUCCGACGGUGAACGGAUCCCGUGCCGGUGGUAUCAUUGCCGCUACCUGGGCCACUAUGAUCAACUUUGGACUGGAUGGUUACGUGGAGGCAACGAAGCGAAUCAUCGACACCACGCGCUACAUCGAGCAACAGUUACGAGCGAUGAAGAAUAUCUUUAUCUUUGGUACCCCGGCUACCAGCGUGAUUGGAAUCGGAUCCAAAGACUUUGACAUCUUUCUGCUGGGCGGUGAGCUCAACAGUUUGGGAUGGAAUCUAAACUCCCUGCAGUUUCCCUCAGGCAUCCACAUCUGCGUGACGUACAUGCACACGGAGAAUGGAGUGGCGCAAAAGUUUGUCGACGAUGUUCGCACAAAAGUGGCCUUAAUCAUGCAAAAUCCCACGAAGCCUGUCGAGGGCAAGAUGGCUAUCUACGGCAUAGCUCAGUCCCUGCCAGAUCGUGCGCUUAUUGGCGAUUUCACGCGUUGCUUCAUCGAUUCCAUGUAUUACACGCCGAUCGACAAGAAGGCAACCAAGUAGUAGGCGGUGGCGACGGCGGCGACAAUCCUCCGGGAGCUCAAGACUCACCUCACAUACACGAGACUUGCAUCUUAAAGAGAAUGCAUAUGCCAUUCCAACCCCUUUUUCAUUGACGCUCAUUUCAUGAAGUUUGUAGUUCCAUACAGUGUAAACGAGUGUUUGUAAAACAUUCACAGAUCAUACUAUAUCGUGUAUUGUUUGUUGAAUAAAUGGCUGCUAUAGAGCAACG
This is a messenger RNA of Anopheles aquasalis, 2145 nucleotides long. RefSeq names its product Sphingosine-1-phosphate lyase (gene Sply). Gene Ontology annotation, molecular function: pyridoxal phosphate binding; sphinganine-1-phosphate aldolase activity. Gene Ontology annotation, biological process: carboxylic acid metabolic process; sphingolipid catabolic process. The record is from RefSeq and is a predicted model, not a curated record. Gene Ontology annotation, cellular component: endoplasmic reticulum. Lineage: Eukaryota; Metazoa; Arthropoda; Insecta; Diptera; Culicidae.